GUACCAGCCCGCCGCCGAAGCCGCCUCCAGAGCCCAGCCGUCCGCCGCGGCCCAGCCCUCGGCCGCGGCCCAGCCUGCCGGCGCGGCCCAGCACGCCGCCGCGGCGCAGCCCGCCGUUGGCGCGGACGUGCUGGGCGCAGGGGUGCAGCUGGACAAGGGCAAGACCCGGGACCAGGUCUCGGCCGCGGUGAUGGCCGAGGAGCGCCGGCGGCAGCUCCUGGACAUGGUGGGGAUCCUGGCGGCGAAGAGCGAGCUGAGGUCGGUCCGAACGAUGCCCCGGGAGCAGCUGGCUCAGAGGGGCAGGCUCGGGGGCCGCGGGCUGCUGACCGCCAACGAUCAGGUCCUGCGCCUCGGAGGCCGCCAGCUCCUGCAGCAGCAGGACCUUGCGGAGCAGCAGCAGCGGAGCUUGCACCGGCUGGUGGAGGAGCAGAGGGCCGUCGAGGCCGAGGACUCCUCCGAGCAGCCGGUGGUGAUUAGCGACGUCGAGUCCGACUCGAGCUCGGAGGGCGAGUCGGACUCGGUGGAGACCGGUGGGGCCGACGUGGCAAGUGCCAGCACCGUCGAUGCCAGCUCCAUCGAGGAGGACGACCAGGAGCAGCCCGCGGUCGACCAGCAGCUGUCGACCGAGGAGCAGGUGACAGAGCAGCCGCCGGCCCGGGCGCUGUCGCUGCCGCCACAGACGCCAGACCCGCCGCCGCAUCCAGCCCAGGCCGACGGCAGGCCGCCACAGCCCGAGGCGCAGCUGGCCCAGCUGGUCGCGCCUCCGCCGGCCGCGCCGCCGCCGGCCGCGCCAGCGCAGCCAGAGGGCGGCGUGCGCGACGACGAGGCGGCGCGCGAGCAGGCCCAGGCGGAGGCCGACGAGGCCGCCGAGGCCGAGGCCGCCGCCGAGGCCGCGGCCUUCGCCGAGGCGGCGGCCGCUGCCGCGGCCGCCGCGGGCGCGGACGAGGCCAGGCGCCGCCGCGAGGAGGCCGCCGCCGAGGCCGCGGAGCGGCGCGCGGGGAAGGCGCGCGUGGAGGUGGACCGCAUUCUCGGCGCAUCGCCUCGGCGGCCGACGGAGGUCCUGGGGCUCGACGGCGCCGGCGGGGGGGCGCCGAGCGCGUACGCCGUGCGGCUGGCGUACAGGCGGCUGGCGCUGCUGCUGCACCCCGACAAGAACCCCGAGGGCCUGCAGGGGCGGUGCAAGGAGGCGCUCGUGCGCGUCCAGGAGGCCCGGGAGGCUCUGGAGAAGGCCGCCCCCGCGGGCGAUGCCGGCGACGAGCGGCGCGGGCGAGGCGGAGAUGCCGGCGCCGCCGCCGCGGCUCCGCCCGCCGAUGCCGGGGGGCAGGGCGCGCACGCUCCGAAGAAGCGGCGGCGGGCGGCGAGCUCGCGCGUGGGCAGCGACGGCCUGCCGGAGGACCUUGGGGCCCACGCGCAGCAGCGCCCGCGCGAGAGCUUCGGAGAUGACGUGGGCGCCUUCGUCGCACACGCGCUGCUGCACUGCCUGCACGCGUGGCGGGAGUCGGGCCCCCACGCGGGCAGGGGCGCCCUGCCGCCCGAGGCCGCGCUCCAGGAGACCGCCCGCGCCGUGACGUCGCUGAGGCAGAUCCUGGAGGGGGGCGCUCUGGGGGGCGCGCCCCUGGCCAAGCUGGAGCGCAUGUGCUCCAGCCUGCUCGCGCGCGAGCACGCCGCCGCGAGCCAGGUCCCCUCCCUGCUCGAGGCGGGCUGCAGCUGGGGUGGCCGCGCUGCGGGCGUGGAGCGGGGGCGGCUGUUCAAGCAGGCGCGCACCGCGCAGCGGCUGAACAGCGAGAGGAAGGCGAACGCCACGCUGCUGGACGACGAGGACGUCAAAGGCUACCUGACCUGCCUGAAGCGGCUCCUCACGGUCGCGCAGGAGCUGAAGCCGAACGACGAGCCCUCCAAGAACUGCCUGUGA
Messenger RNA from Prorocentrum cordatum, 1912 nucleotides. The record is from the annotation of a GenBank genome assembly. NCBI's taxonomy places the organism in Eukaryota, Dinophyceae, Prorocentrales, Prorocentraceae.